CAGGAGACCGGCAAGCCUCCUCCUCCUAAUGUCACCCCGAAGAUGGCCAGGGAUCGCGCCGGGUCGGACUACUCAGGCCACAUGAGCGACACCACCACGUGCAGCUGCGUCGCGAGCUCCAUCGACAAAUGCUCGUUGCGCGGCUGCGGCAUGUUCCAAGAGCCGUUCUUCCUGCAUCCGCCGGGUUCCCGGCCGCGGGACGGUAUCUACAUAAACCCCAUGAGUGCGUAUAUCGGCGAGCCGCCCAAGCCCAAGGACACGGCCGAGUCCUUCUACCUGCACAGCCCGCACGAUCUGGUCUACACCAGGAUCACGCGGCUGUUCGGCGACGCCGAGAAGCCGCGGAACGGCGUCGCGGCGGAGCAGCGCCAUACGCCGGAGAGGAAAGACGAGACUCUGACUGUGAAAGUGGACGUGCACAUCAACAAUGGCGGAUUCGUCGGCCGGCCGCAUCCCGGCAAUGGACAUGCGGCGCGCUCUGAGAUCGCGAGGGAGUCCUCGGAUCAUGCUUACGAGCAGAUCUGCGUACGGCAGGAGGAAACGAGCAGCGUGAGCUCGGCAUCGCGUAAAAAGCCAGUGGACAAUACCUCCGACAGCAGUCGUUCUCGAAAAACCGACAGGCGAUACAGCCGAUCUAGCAGCGCCAGCGAGUCGUCGAACAUGAGCAGCGAGGUCCACGGCCUCUCCUCGACGACGUCCACCCCGUCCUUGUCGCGGCACAGCAGCAGCGAACGGAUCGGCAAGCCGGGGACCAAGACAAACGCGGAAGCGCUGCACGAGAGGAAGGACUCGUCCAGCGCGCAGGUGGAAAGUGAAAAGGAGAUCCGUGCAAAUGGCAACGGCGGACCUAGUCUCUCGAAACCACCGCCACCGCCACCGCCGCCACCGCCGGACGACGAUGUGGUAGUCGUCCUGGUGAACGCAAAGCCGAAUGCAGACGCCGACAAAAAAGAUGCGCGAGGAAGCGGCCAGACCGAGUCCUUCGCGGCCAACAAGUCCGACGCAUCAUCCUCCGGCGAGCAUCCGCAACAGCCGGAAGUGCCGGCUCCCGCCAGUGCGCCGGUGGACGCGGACGAAAUUAAAGCGAGCCAGGCGUCCCACCUGGUAAACAGGCACAUGGUACUGCCGUUCAUACCGCCAAAGUUCGCCAACGCGGACUCCAACACCCUGCUCAAGCCGUCCGAAUACUUGAAGAGUAUCUGCAAGGUGUCGUCGAAAAACAGCCUCUCGAAGGCGAGGUCAGUGGACAACUUGGACAUCCAGAGCCGGAAUACAGAGCAGGGUGAAGAGGAGGAGGCGGACGAGGAGGAGGGGGCGCGGCGGAGCAACGAGGAGGCCAAGGGGUCUCCUACGGGCCCCCCGCCACCGCCCCUGUCACCCUUGCAGCAGCGAGCGCGGGGAGGGGGUCAGGCCCCGGGUGCCGCCGGCGCCGGCAACGAGACCGAAAGCUCCAAGAGCUCGCCGCAGCAACCCUUGGCCACAAUCAGCAUCCAGGACCUCACGAGUAUCCAGCUACGGCGGACCGGCACGAAGAUGAACGCCACCAAGACAUUCUCCGCUCCGCCUCCUCGCAGCGUGUCCAUGACUAACGUCUCGGAGCCGUUCUUCGUGCAAAAGACGGACCUGAUCGCCGAAUUGAAGCGCACGAAGGAUAUACCUGGUAUCAAAAAGCUAAAGGUGGAGAGGGCGCAGGUCGAGAAGACUCAGGAGCAGAACCUCAUGUCGGAAAUUAGCAAAGCUUUCAACGUUACGAACUUCGUUGAUCAAAUCCCCGAGAAGGACAGCUCGGGAAACGUAAUACCAAUCUGGAAGCGACAGAUGCUGGCCCGAAAAGCCGCUGAACGAGCGAAGAAAGAGCUCGAGGAGCAAAUAGCGCGAGAGAACGAGGAGAGGCGGCAGAAGGCGAUUCCGCCGUGGAAGCGACAGCUUCUCGCCAAGAAGGACACCGAGGAAAAGAGACUGAAUCAGACGCAGGUAUCCGCGUCGGCGACCGCAUCGACGUCGAAAUUCGAGGUAACGUCGGCAAACCCGAAGAUGGACGCCUCGCCGGCGGCGGCGGCGGCAGCAGCGGCGUCGUGCGUCAUCAAGAAGGAAGACAAACCUGAGAUCGACGAGAAGCGGGACGAUCCUGCCAAGGACGAUUCUGACGACGGUCAGAUUAUACCCUGGCGAGCGCAAUUAAGGAAGACCAACAGCAAGCUUAAUAUCCUCGAUUAACUAUUGCGAACGCUUUAUUACGUUUAUCGAAAGAGACUGCGCGUGAUAUAAGUAUCGCGUUUAGUCGUUUAACGCGUUUACGUACCAUGAAAUCUUUUUGAACUUAACGGAACUUGCGCAAUGCGAAAGAAUGAAUGCGAGAGAGAAAUAUUUUUGCUAAUUAAGAGAAUAAACGGACGUAACAUGAUUCGCGGAAUUACACAACACGAAGUGUCUUCGAUAUUUUCUAAAACUGGCACGCCACUGAUACUCUUAAAAGAAAUCGAAAAGAAGCACUUUUGUGUACGUUUCAUCGUAGAAUGUCCUCGCAAACCUCCUUUGUAACACAAAUAAUAUCAAACAUACAUAUAUCUUGUUCUUAAUUUUACGGAAAUCUUCCUGGAGUGGAAUUUAAUAGAUAUUUCAAGAACUUCAGAGAAAUGAGAACUCAAAAAUAAUCCGUUCGUUUUUUCUUAAAAAAAAAGGAGGGACAAGGAGAAACUUUUGAGAGCUUUACAAACUGAAAUAUUGUACGCCAGAAAUAUAAUUGUUUCGUAAAAGUGCAUCGAACAAAAACAAAAACUACAUUGAAAAAAAAGUUAAUUAUUAUCAUGGAUUAUAUAGUACGAUAUAUGUACAUAUGAAUAAGUCCUAUGAUUCGUUUGCAUUGUAAAGUUGGGAGAUAGCCUAUAUUGUCGUUUGUCGAUCAUUUCUAACUAUGAAGUUGAACUUUUUAACUUACGAAGUUGAAGAAACAGAAAAAAAAUUUUGUUCUUCACUUCAGUUUUUAUUCUCACCGGUCGGGCUGCGAACUUAACGGAAACGCGCCGUUCUCUUCGUUUAUUCCUUUCAUUCGAUUACUCCGACGGACAUUUUAUUUAAUCGCGCAAAGUGUCCAAAGAGACAGUAGACGAUUCUAAGACCUAAUUAAUAACGUGUUGGAGAGAACAUCAGCAGUGUGGUGAAUUAUGCCUGGUAACUACCAAUUACAGUCAUUAGAACGCUGAAGCGACAGAUCAGCGAAUUAAUACUGACGUUGAUUAAUCACUACAACGUCGUGAUAAUGCCUGGGCGCGUUACGACGUAUCGCCCGGACAACAGUUAUCUUCCGCCACUUCGUGAAGAUUUAUCUCUUCAAGAGAACGAAUACGAGAUAUUUUGUGCGUGGAAUUAUACUAACUCCCCUUAACUGCGAUAUCACUCAAUGCGAAUCCACGAUGUAUUACCUUAAGGAAAAAAAUUAUAUGUAUAUAUAACAAUUGAUAUUUCUAUAUAUAAUAUUUGUGUAAUUAAUAACAUCUUGAAAUUGUAUACCACCUGAUUAUUUUCUCACCAUUAUUAUUUGAAUUAAAUGAAGUUUCGCGAAA
Wasmannia auropunctata (little fire ant) is the source of this 3563-nucleotide messenger RNA. RefSeq names its product espin (gene f). The transcript is spliced from 11 exons. The coding region runs from base 43 to 2217 and encodes 724 amino acids. Gene Ontology annotation, biological process: actin filament bundle assembly. Gene Ontology annotation, cellular component: cytoplasm. The record is from RefSeq and is a predicted model, not a curated record. Gene Ontology annotation, molecular function: actin filament binding. NCBI's taxonomy places the organism in Eukaryota, Metazoa, Arthropoda, Insecta, Hymenoptera, Formicidae.